Glarea lozoyensis ATCC 20868 is the source of this 1059-nucleotide messenger RNA. Its product is annotated as (Trans)glycosidase. The transcript has 2 exons. The record is from RefSeq and is a predicted model, not a curated record. The coding region runs from base 1 to 1059 and encodes 352 amino acids. Gene Ontology annotation, biological process: pectin catabolic process. Gene Ontology annotation, molecular function: glucosidase activity. Lineage: Eukaryota; Fungi; Ascomycota; Leotiomycetes; Helotiales; Helotiaceae.
AUGUUGCUCCAAAGACUUGCAAUAUUUGCCCAUGCUGUAUCUUUUGCAAAUGCCGCCCUCACAUACAAAGGGGUAGAUUGGUCCUCAACUCUGAUGUUGGAAAAAUCAGGCAAGUCCUUCAAGACCACCGGCGGAAGUACCGCUGCAUUCGAAAGCAUCUUGAAGUCCAGCGGCGUAAAUACGGUGCGUCAACGGUUAUGGGUCAACCCUGCAGAUGGCAACUAUAAUCUGGCAUACAACAUUGCCCUUGGGAAGCGUGCAAAGGCAGCGGGGUUGGGAGUAUACCUAGAUCUUCAUUACAGUGACACAUGGGCGGAUCCAGCGCACCAGACACUGCCUAAAGGCUGGCCAUCCAACAUCGAUGAUCUGAGUUGGCAAGUAUACAAUUAUACUCAAAAUGUAUGCAACUCUUUUCAAGCGGCAGGUGUACCUCUUGAGAUAAUCUCGAUCGGUAAUGAGAUAACCGCUGGUAUGCUCUGGCCACUGGGGAAAACCAGUAGUCCGGCGAACCUAGCACGUAUGCUACAUUCGGCAGCAGCUGGCGUGAAAGACUCGAGUCUUGCAAAGAAACCGAAAAUUAUGAUCCAUACAGAUAAUGGAUGGAACUGGUCUACACAAUCCUGGUUUUACAAGCUCAUACUGGCUCAAGGGACACUGGUGACGACUGAUUUCGAUAUGAUUGGUGUUUCUUAUUAUCCCUUCUACAAUAGUUUGGCAACGCUCGCAUCCCUUAAAAGCAGUCUAAACAACAUUGCCACGACUUUUUCGAAACAAGUCGUGGUUGCAGAAACAAAUUGGCCUGUAUCUUGCCCGAGCCCCAAGUACGCUUUCCCCAGUGACACCACAAGCAUUCCAAAGAGCAUUGCUGGCCAGACGACCUGGAUGAAAAACGUAGCUUCUGCCCUGGGAGCUGUUUCGGGAUCUUUAGGUGUAGGAGUAUUUUAUUGGGAGCCAGGAUUUAUUGGGAAUGCUGCUCUUGGCAGUUCGUGUGCUGACAACCUGAUGGUCGAAUACUCUGGAAUUGCGAGGUCGAGUUUGUCGGUAUUUUCAUCGCUCUGA